This is a messenger RNA of Acipenser ruthenus (sterlet), 1100 nucleotides long. Its product is annotated as chloride channel protein 1-like. The record is from RefSeq and is a predicted model, not a curated record. Gene Ontology annotation, molecular function: voltage-gated chloride channel activity. Gene Ontology annotation, biological process: chloride transport; transmembrane transport. The transcript is spliced from 10 exons. The annotation marks the transcript as partial. Lineage: Eukaryota; Metazoa; Chordata; Actinopteri; Acipenseriformes; Acipenseridae. Gene Ontology annotation, cellular component: membrane.
ACUGUGUUGCUCGUAUGCAGCGCUACAUUGUCACCAAGCUUGGAGAAGAUUGGAUCUUCCUGGUUCUGCUUGGCCUCACGAUGGCGCUAGUGAGCUGGUGUAUGGACUACGCCAGUUCCAAGAGUCUGCAGGCCUAUAAGUGGAUGUUCCAGGAGCUGAAAGGCAAUGUUCUGCUGCAGUACCUGGCCUGGGUCACCUAUCCCAUGGUCCUCAUCGUGUUUGCUUCACUCUUCUGUCACCUUGUUGCUCCGCAGGCAGUGGGCUCAGGGAUUCCCGAGUUGAAGACGAUUCUACGAGGCGUGGUCCUCAAAGAAUAUCUGACCCUCAGAGCCUUUGUGGCCAAAGUGGUCGGGCUGACCGCAGGACUGGGCAGCGGCAUGCCAGUGGGGAAAGAGGGUCCAUUUGUUCACAUCGCCAGUAUCUGCGCUGCCGUUCUCAGCAAAGUCAUGUCAAUCUUCUCAGGGGUGUACGAGCACCCUUACUGCUACACUGACAUUCUGACGGUGGGCUGUGCUGUGGGAGUGGGCUGCUGUUUCGGGACCCCCCUGGGAGGUGUCUUGUUCAGUAUCGAGGUCACUUCCACUUACUUUGCUGUCAGAAAUUACUGGCGGGGUUUCUUCGCUGCCACGUUUAGUGCCUUCAUAUUCCGGGUUCUGGCUGUCUGGAACAAAGACGCAGUAACGAUCACUGCCCUUUUCCAAACAAACUUCCGAAUGGAUUUCCCCUUUGACCUCCAAGAAUUGCCUGCGUUUGCUAUCAUUGGGAUCUCGUGUGGGUUCCUUGGUGCCUUCUUUGUGUACCUGAAUCGGCAGAUGGUUCUCUUAAUGCGAAGACAAACGAUGUUAACAUGCUUCCUGACAAGAUAUCGGCUCAUCUACCCAGGGGUUGUGACCUUUGUCAUUGCAACCUUGACCUUUCCCCCCGGCUUUGGACAGUUCAUGGCUGGAGAGCUGAUGCCUCGCGAGUCGAUAAACUCCCUCUUCGAUAACCACACCUGGACGAAGCACGUCAGCUCCACGCACGUUCUGGGGCGAUCGGCGGUCUGGGUGCACCCCAAAAUCAGUGUCUUCUUCAUCCUGCUGCUCUUCUUCGUCAUGAAG